CAAAUAACUAACAAGAGAAUGCCAAAUAGCGGAAUUGCCAUUGCUCUCAUGGCCGCUGCCAAGGGCUACAAAUGCAUCAUCACGCUGUCUGAGAAGAUGUCCCUUGAGAAAGAACAGAUUUUGUGCGCAUUAAGUGCCAAAGUUGUCCGAACCCCCGCUGGAGUCCCUAUAGACUCCCCCGAUUCCAUUAUCAGCGUUGCGAAUCGUUUGCAGCGGGAAAUUCCCAACUCGCACAUCCUGAACCAAUACACCAACCCCGGAAACGCGGCUGCGCAUGAGUUCGGGACUGCCGAGGAGAUCUGGUAUCAGACCGAGGGUAAUGUCGAUGUGGUAAUCAGCGGUGCCGGAACUGGAGGAACUGUUACGGGAAUAUCCAAGGGCCUGAAGAAACGCAACCCCGGGAUCUUUGUUGUUGGCGUGGAUCCGAUGGGAUCGGUGCUUGCUCAGCCAGACUUUCUCAACGAAGUGAAGCAAGAAUACAAAGUCGAGGGGAUUGGCUACGACUUUGUGCCGGGGGUCUUGGACCAGACUGGGCCUGAUUUAUGGAUCAAGACGACUGAUCAUGAUUCAUUCCAGUUUGCCCGGCGACUUAUUCGAGAGGAGGGGCUGCUUUGUGGAGGUUCUGCUGGUGCAACUAUUGCUGCAUUGACUCAGUUGGUCAAGGAAAGACCAGAUCUCAACGUGGAAGGCAAGCUCAUUGUAAUCAUAUUGGCUGAUGGGGUUCGGAACUACUUGACUAAGUUUGCCAGUGAUGACUGGAUGAAAGAGCAGGGGUAUAGCAAUGCGUGAGCAUGUAUGAGGGUGGUUGUAAUUAGAGAAAAGUCAAAGAUACGUUAAACAAAUGAAAAGG
Molecule: messenger RNA, 850 nt
Organism: Aspergillus glaucus CBS 516.65
Lineage: Eukaryota; Fungi; Ascomycota; Eurotiomycetes; Eurotiales; Aspergillaceae
Exons: 1
Coding region: 19-789 (256 amino acids)
Cellular component (GO): cytoplasm
Molecular function (GO): cysteine synthase activity; cystathionine beta-synthase activity
Source: RefSeq, a predicted model, not a curated record